This is a messenger RNA of Aphanomyces invadans, 3893 nucleotides long. RefSeq lists its product as hypothetical. The record is from RefSeq and is a predicted model, not a curated record. Gene Ontology annotation, cellular component: transcription factor TFIID complex. Bases 43 to 3729 code for a protein of 1228 amino acids. Gene Ontology annotation, biological process: transcription initiation at RNA polymerase II promoter. Gene Ontology annotation, molecular function: transcription cis-regulatory region binding; RNA polymerase II general transcription initiation factor activity; chromatin binding. Lineage: Eukaryota; Oomycota; Saprolegniomycetes; Saprolegniales; Verrucalvaceae. The transcript is spliced from 12 exons.
ACAAAAUUGAGCAGUUGGGAAGUGCGCGGGCGGCACAGACCGAUGAUGGAGGAUUUUGAGUACUUGCAGCAGCGCCUUCGCCUGCACGUGGAACUCAUGGAGCGCCACUUGACGGGUGUGUCGGAACUAAUCCUGGCGCCAAAGCAGGACAACAUCAAGCAAAUACGAGUGCACUGCCGACAAUGUGUAGUAUCACGUGUGACAGUGAAUGGCGUGGAAGCGCGCUUCGAGCAUCACGACUUUCUUGGUGAGAUCGUGCAGGAAAGCUAUCGAGACUGGAGCUCGUUCGACUUGUUCUACCGUGGGGCGAUUGUUGCGUCCAAGGAAGGAACGCUCGUCAUCGAAAUGCCGCCAUCCGUCCGCAUUGUCGACAAGAAGGAAUGCAAGGACGACGACUCGAAAAAGGUCGAUGGUGAGAACCCCACCGACGACGAGCAUGAUGCCAAUGCCGUGUGGGACUCGUCCGAUGUUCUCCCACUUAGUUCCACCAAGUUCGCACCUGUCCGCGUCCGCAUCCAGUACACAGUGACGAAUCCACGUGGAGGAGUUCGGUUCAUGCUUCCCGACGAAUUGCAUCCAAACCGCGUGCCGCAUAUGUACACGUACUGCGGCCCAUUUGGUGGUCUUUGCGACGGCGCGCGUACUUGGAUGCCAUGCCGGGAUAUGCUUGGAGACAAGUGUACGUUUCGCAUCGAGUUGAUCGUACCGGCAUCGUGCGUUGCAGUCUGCAGCGGGCGGUUGGUCGGCCAAACCUUGGAUGCACAGAAGCUACACCGAACAUUUCGCUUCGUCGUGGACACCAAGACGAGCUGCAGUCUCCUUGGGUUUGCCGUCGGGCCGUUCCGCAUGCAUGUCUCCGAGUCCAUGCCUCGUGUGGCGCACUUUUGCCUGCCGGACAGACUCACGGAGCUCAUGACGGCCACAAAGUUCAAAGACCCGCACUUUGUCACGUAUUUCGAGACGUAUUUCAACGCGCGGUACCCGUUUGCGACGUAUUCACAGAUCUUUGUGGACGACCCGCCGACCGACUGCCAGUACUUCGCCGGGCUGUCCGUGCUCAACCAAGACGUGCUGUACGGACCCACGAUCAUCGAUCACGCAUUUGUUUCGCAAGCGAUUCAAAUCAAGGGUUUCAUCGGGAGCUGGAUUGCUGGGGCGAUCGGAAUUCAAUCGACUAAGCACGCGUGGGUAUUGGUUGGCAUUGUCGGGUACUUGUUCGACUUGUACGUGCUCUCUGCGUACGGGAGCGAGGCGUAUGGGUACCGCAUUCAGCUCGCGAUCGACGCGCUUGUGACAAUGGAACUGGUGGCUGAGAACGGUCCACCGAGUUUAAUGUACGACGACGUCGACGUGUACGGCGAGUACGAUCCGUCGUACAUGCCGUUCCUCGAAGCGAAAGCGCCGCUCAUUCUGCGCAUGAUCGAGCGCAAGGUCGAGCAGGAAGUCGGCCCCAGGCACUUGCAGCUCGCUCUGCAGCGCAUUGUGAGCGGCCAGGUCGGCGGUGUCAGCGGAAGCGGUGGGUCCAAACAGCAAUCGUCAACCAACAACGGGGACGACAAAGACGACGACAAGGACGACGAAGACGAAGGAAUGAUGGAUGGAGACAAAGACUCAAACGGCGCGCUUGCGAGUGGCCAACUGCAGCCGCUGAGCACGUGGUACUUGCUGCGAACAGUCAAGGUUGUGGCAGGCGCACCCGGGAGCGACUUGUGCAAAGCGUUUUUGCAAACGUGGAUCGUGCGGGGUGGCCUGCCUCUGAUUUCGGUGGGAUUUUGGUACAAUCGCAAGCAAACGCAGGCCGAAUUAGUGUUGGAACAAUCGUUGCUACCGGGAUGCGAGAAAUUCGAGGGAAUUAUGAAGAUCACGAUUGUCGAAGACUCGGGGGAGCAUUCGGACCUUCGACGGAUUGAAAACCUCCGGCACAAGUGGGAAUUCCCGUGCCACGCAAAAGUCCGCAAGAAGCGCCGAACGCGCCAAAAGCUGGACCAAGCUGACGAUGACUAUUCCCAGCAAAUCACAGGACCGGGCAUGGGGCUAAACGACACCCCUGUCUUUUGGGUGAAGAUCGACCCCGAUGCUGGCUGGCUGAGCCACAUUGUCAUGUACCAACCUGACUUCAACUGGAUGGAACAAUUGCUGAGCGACUCCAAAUGUGUCCGGUCCCGCGUGCAUGCGGCUCGCGCACUGGCCUUGUACCCCUUGCCGCACGAGAAGCCCCAUGUCAUGGCGUGCCGAGUCUUGACGGAGGCCAUGUCGGGGCUGACGACUCACUGCAACCGCAUUCGCGCAGAAGCAGCGAUCUCCCUUGGCAUUUGGCAAUCGCUGCAUGCACCCCACACCAACGCCAACAUGGCCUUGCCCGAGUGGAAAGGAAUGCAAAAUCUCGUGCGCAUUUUCAAAGAGCACUUUUUCGAUCGGACAGCCGACAUGCCAUUGCCCAACUACUUUUUGCCAUCGGGCGGAAAGGUCGUCCUGGAGAGCGUUGGGGCCGACACGAGCAACUCGACUACUUCGCGCGAUAUCCGCAUCCAAGAUUAUGCUGAAGGCGAGUACGAGAUCAAGAAGGCCAUUCCUCGUGGGCUGGCCAUGGUUCGUUGUCGCACGGGGUUUUCGCCGCCCGAGAUCGAGACUUUUCUCCUCCAAUUGCUCAUGCAAAACGACAACUCGAAGAACUACGUCGACAUGGCCGAUGAAUCCUGUGUUGCAGACGACUGUUUCUACCUCGGCAGCCUCAUCCUGAGUUUGUCCGUCCUCAACUUGGAGCUGCGAUCGCCGACGUCGACCACGGCGGUCGAGAUCACGCGGCUGCUGCACUACGACAACGUCAAACCGAGCUACCGCCACACAAUCACAGUGUGUUGCCUUGAAGCGCUGUGCAACUUGCAGUUGGCGGGCCGCAUGACGGACAUGGAAGCGAUCGCGUACCAUAAAUACGCCUCUCCUGCGUAUCCGUCCGUCGUUCGGCAAGCCGCGAUUGAGAGCAUCCUGCGGCUCUACUUUGCCGAAGAUCCGCGCGGCGACCCGUCUGCUCAACGCCGCGACAAGUCGCGGGUGUUUGGUCCCGUGGCCGCCGUGUCGUAUGCACUCAAGUUGAUUCAACUGGACGAAAGCCCUCGCAUUCGUCGGUUUGCCGUGCAAGUGUGCUUGAAUUGCAUUCGAGGGUUCCCUCCCAGCGUCGCGGCCCAAGUGCUCUCGACGCGGGAUCACGCGUACACGUUGAGCAUCAUGCACCGAAUUCAAAUGGAAGUGCCUGGUGCAUUCAUCCAGAAAUCCCCGUCCAAGGACUUGAUCGCCAAGGCGUUCACCCCUCCGUCCCUCGCCCCCCUUCGCGACGACAGCAGCGCUGCACGAGACGUGGCCGAGGCCAUGUGGUCCCUCAUCAACACGACUGCGGAUUACGACCAACCUCUCCGAGUGUCGCUCUCGAUAUUGUACAGAAAGAUUUGGGGCGACACAACGCCCAUCUGUGUGGCCCACACCGUUCAGGAGAAAUCGGCGGACUGGGCUGGUGGAUUCGAAGCGUUCCGACGACUCAUCGACGUGAGCAAGAACCACGGGGCGAAACCUACCAAGUCAUCGUCGGGUUACCAGCCCAAGUCGACGGACGACUCGUCCAAAAAGAGGCCUUUCAUGGGCUCUCCUCCGCUCUCGAGUGGGUUGGACCAUCUCAAGGGCAAAAAACUCAAGCUCAAAUUUGGAGACAACACGAUUGCGUCGCACAAGCUGUAGCCGUGAUCACAUCGUUCCUCCAUCUCGAUAGUCCAGGCAAUGACCGAACAACACGCAUCACCACAGUAACAAAACCUUGAGAUCAUCAGUGCAGCGCGCACGCCAUCGCAUACACAAGACACACAUGACCGAAACAAUGCACCUUGGCUGUCUCCCGUGUAACA